AUGCAUGGCAGCGCGGGGGGCAGUGUGUGGGGCAGCGCGUGGGGCAGGGACACCCGGGGCCCCAGGUCUCACCCCUCGCGCAGGGUGCAGUCCCCGGCCGACCGGCUCCUCGUGGUCCGUGCCAACUCUCCGCUCGAGUACCCGGCCCAGGGUGUGGAGGUGAGGCCGCUGCAGAGCAUCCUGGUGCCAGGGCUCAGCUUGCAGGCGGCAGGCAGGAAAUCCUACCAGGUGAACCUGACGGCCACGAUGGGCACGCUGGACGUGGCGGCCGUGGUGGAUGGUGUGGUGCUGCAGGGUGAGGGCGAGUCCCAGCUCUCGCUCACGGCUGCCCACCUUGACCAUCUCAACCGCCAGCUGCAGUUCGUCACCUACACAAACACCCUCUUCCACCCCAACACGGCCGACAUAGGAGGUGCCAGUGCCUGGCACACCCCCAUGCCGGGGUGCCGGUACUCAGCGUGA
Messenger RNA from Struthio camelus australis, 462 nucleotides. NCBI's taxonomy places the organism in Eukaryota, Metazoa, Chordata, Aves, Struthioniformes, Struthionidae. The record is from RefSeq and is a predicted model, not a curated record.